AUGAGCUACAUCGCCCGCCGAGGUCUCUCGACCUUGAUUCCCCCAAGGUCGCUUCCCCUAACCUCCGAACUCGUUUUCGCCAUCGGUGCCGCCCAGGAUGCCGCCCGCAUGGAGCGUGUUGUGAACUUCUACGCCGGUCUUCCCCGUGGCCCUGCUGCCCCCGUUAAGGCCUCCGGCCUCAUCGGUCGCUACCAGGCCCGCUACUUCAGCGGCAAGAACGCCUCCGGUGCUCCCCUCGUUCACGCCAUCGCCGGUAUCUUGAUCCUGGGUUACAGCAUGGAGUACUACUUCCACCUGCGGCUUUCGGAGUGCGACCCUCAGCUUCAACCCGAGUUGACUCUUGAAUCUUGUAUCAUCCCUCCCUACAUCAACACGCUUUCCGCAUUAUCUUCCUUUCCCUCCCCUUUCCCCAUUUCUGGGACUCCUCGGGCUGCGGAUUUCCACAAGCGCCUAUUCCGCGAUCAAUCGAGCAUUGUUAUGGCAGAGCAGAGCAGCCGCGAUGUGGUAGAUCACCUGUCGGGCGGCGAGCCUUCGCCAUCCGACGUUCCUGCGAGCACCACCGACAACUCAUCUGCUGGAGGGGACGCGGGGAAGACCGAACAUAUCGCAAUGAAAACUACAUCCAAAGACGAAACUCCGAAUGGCCAUGAAACAGCAAAAACGUUUGACUCCCCGGAAGAAGGAGCUGGCAGUGACAAGGAUACUGGAAGCCGUACAACAACGGGUGCUGGACUUGUUGCGACCAGAGUGCUUGAGCUCAACGGACUGGCAUCUGCAUCGGACGGCGGAGACGACACAGCCUCACAAGGCGGUUCGGAAUCAGAUGCGAGCCGAACGGACAGCAGGAACCAUACGCGAAAUGGCUCCGUGAAAAAGCCGAGCUCGUUCAAGCCGGUUUCUUUCGCGAAACAGAAGUUUUCGGUACCUAAGGUUCCAGGUGCUCCUGCGCCAUCUAAAGCGCCAGAAAAGACGCCGUCCACCUCGACCACACCGCUAGGAACCCCACAGCCAACCUCCCGUCCCCGCCUGGUCGCAAAAACCACACUUGGAAUGCGUGAUUCGCUCUCCAAGAAUGGAGCCGGCGGGGCUAAUUCUGGCGGGUCGGGGCCUGAUGGAAGCCAAGUUUGGAACAAAAACCGGCCUGUUGCGCCACCUCCCCCGAAACAUUUGACCGACGAAGAGCUGAAGCAACAAUAUGGAAUCCAUAUGACUUCUCGCAUCCAGGAAGAUGGUGCUAUCAGCUCCGAAUCCAAGUGGGCGGAUAUUGACGACGACGAGGAUGAUUGGGCUCCUGAAACGAUCGAAUGGACAGAUGGAACCAAGGUCAACCUCACGCACACUCAUGCCGAUCCUCUACCGGGUCCAACUCAACCUGUGCCAAGUCUACCAGAGCCUAAAGAAGCACCCCAAGAAGCACCCAAAGAAGCUCCCGUGGCGCCAAAAGUCCCAGCUGCGCCGAAGCCUAUCACCUCUAUUGGACCUAACCCAACCAUCCUUAAGCUUGGAGCAAACGCUGAACGCCAAGCGAGGACCGCAGGUUCGUCUUCCAAAGGUGCAAGUGACAAAGUGCCAUCUAGUUCCACUAGCCCAGCACCGCCAUCCAAGUCCCCAUGGGCCCCUCUGCCUCCCGUUGAACGGGUCUCUCCUGUCAAUGGUCCCAUGGCACCACCUCCGCAUCCGCGCAUGCCUCUGAGACACCUGCCUCAGAGAGACGACGGUCCCCAUGCACCGCCCAAGGAGAUUGCUGCAGAUGACUUUAACCGCACAUGGAAAGAAGCCCAGUCAGGUGCCCCUCGCGAGCUUUUCAAUUCUCGCUCCGGUCAAUAUGAGCCGGUGACUGACACCAGAAGACCUUCUUGGCGCCACGACCAACACCCGCACCCUCGUGCUCCUGCGGUAUUGCAGAGAUCGAACGAUCAUCCAAGUGGACCGGCAGAGCCUUCUGCUGCUUUCCAGACACACAGGUCGAGCCACCAAGAUGGUAUGGGCUGGGGUGGUCGCCGCCGCACGUCAUCAAACGUGAGCGGUGGAAGCGGAGGAUUUGGUCGUAGAAUGUCAUUCGGUCGACCUGAUGCACCUCCACGACUGAAUGAUGGCCGGAGAGGCUCUCAGACAAUAAUAGAUCCGGCACUGAUGGGCCCUGAGCAGCACCACCACCACCCCCAUUACCAUGGCAAAGAGGAAGUUCCUCUACCAGGACCAAAUGGGCUGGUGCCCCGGCCUGCUGAAAAUGUUCCCGUGGAGGCACCCCCAGAGCCGCAGCCAGUGGCCCCUCCCCAAGAAGACCCUGUUGUCUUGCAAGAGCGUAUCAUGAAGGAGAAGCGUCUGGAGGCGAGACAGCGUAGGAUUGAACAGGAGGAGAAGGAAGAAGCCGCGAAGAAAGAGCGGAUCCGACAACGACUUGAGGCAAUGGGACCUGCACCCGAGAAGAAAGCUCCGGAAACUCGCACCCCUGCCCCUCCGUCGCAACCUCAACCUCAACCUCAACCUCACCACCCUCCUCACACCUCCCCGCGCCAAACAACUCACCCUAUCUCACCUCCUCCCAAACCUCCUGUUCCCGAGCCCACUGGCGCACCAAAACAGUAUGGUAUGAUGAAAGUGCAUCAUCCGGACUCUGUCAAGAAGCUUGUUGGUGCGCAUGACCGGCCAUCUGAUAACAAGCACUUCACUCGACGCGUCUCUUCGCCCCACCAAGAGGCUCCUCGCGAACCACUCGCACCUCACUCCCCGGUUAAGUCGAGCGGUCAACCAGAAGAACGUUGGCAGCAAGGUAAUUUGAAAGUUUCCACGUCGCCCUGGUCUCAUCCUAGUAUCACUGCGACUUCUCCCACCGUCAAAAACCCGUGGAAACCGCUGGGAAGUGACCGCACUCCCACGCUCGGAAACGGCAUUUUCGACCAACCUCUUGGUUUCUCUUCUCGUGAGAAUUCUUUGCGCCAACUAGGCUUUGACCAAUCAGCCAUGUCAAACGCUCCCAACUUCGUUGCAGCUCCGGCAGAGCAAGCCGCCUGCUUACCAUCGCCCGAGGCGCGUCAUCCCUCGUUCGAUCCUUUGCACCCCAUCGGCCGCCCCAGUCCGAUUGGACCGCCGACCUUGCACCAGUCUCGUGGAGUGGAAGCAUGGAGGUCAUUUGCUCAGAACGUGGGUGACAAAGAACGCCAGGAUCAGCAGAAUUUCAUGGAGCAUUUCCACAAGACGCACCAGAAAGGAGAGCACAUUACGGCUCCAUCAACUUUCGACCAGACUUGGAAGCAGAUCAAGCCCACCGAAGAUGGCAGACGUGUCGUCACUGCAGUUGUUCACAAGACUGUGGGUAAGGAUGAGCCGACCGCCGAGCCCGUUGUGCAGCCACUGUCCAACCCGUUGGCUACUGCUGCUCCUCCCGUGGAUGGACUUCCUUCGUCUGACCUUAGCCGCUCAGGUCCCAUUCCUGUUCGCAGUUCUCGAUUCUUCCCAUCUGCUACCGAGCAGCAGCCUAAGCGCCAGGUUGUGGAAAGGGAGCAACGCAGCAGUAGCCCUUCCCCUCCUCCCCCGAGGAAGUUUCAAGCCACCCGGUUUAUUUCGGAGACUCGAGCCGCCCCCAUGUGCAUCUUCCCAUUCCCAAGCCUGUUGUCAAGCUUCCACCCAAGGUGCCGCUCCCCGCGCAAUGCGGCGCCUCAACCCCCUGCAGUCAUCUCGUGGCAGGACAAGAUCAACAGUCUUUUCAAGACAGGAGGCCCCAAGACCGGAGGCACCAAGAACGUUCUGGCUGUCACACCCGCGACCAAGGAAGCCUUGCCUGUUCACACUGCCGCAGUCUCUGUCUCAUUCCCUCGGGCUAAGUUUGGGCUACCAAAGGGCGACGGUGAUAUUGCAGUUGAACAAGUCGAGAGGCAGGAUGAAAUGUUUGAGGAUCGUGAACCUGGCUCGUUGCCUGCUGUCCGUGUUCCCCCAAUGGCACCCGCAAAUUCGUGGAGCCAACUUCCUCUUCGACAGCUCCGCAAGGCCAGUAAGCAGGUUCACCCCCAAACCAUGCAACCAUUCAAUGUUGGGCUGAAUGACCGCGAUACCCACGGCAAUGUGCGAGCCACGAUCCAUCUUCCUGGCGCAGAUGAGCCAAAGGUCUUCCUCAUUCCACGCAAGGCCGGUCCACUUCGACCCCGCAACAAUAACAACAGCAACCCUCGACCUCGCAAAGGCAACAGCAAGCCUGCGUCCAAUACUGGGUCGCGACAGCAGUCUAACAAGACAGCAGGCUGGGGCCACACUGCCCACUAG
Messenger RNA from Penicillium brevicompactum, 4260 nucleotides. RefSeq lists its product as uncharacterized. The transcript has 12 exons. The coding region runs from base 1 to 4260 and encodes 1419 amino acids. Gene Ontology annotation, biological process: proton motive force-driven ATP synthesis. The record is from RefSeq and is a predicted model, not a curated record. NCBI's taxonomy places the organism in Eukaryota, Fungi, Ascomycota, Eurotiomycetes, Eurotiales, Aspergillaceae.